AUGGAGACAACUUCACCUGAGUUCCUGAACUCUUCUUCAUACAAGGAAGUCUUCUGGAGUUACCAAACUGAGCUAACCAGAAACUUCUCUUCGGAAGCCCCAAAUGAUACUGUCUGUCUCAUAAAUGAAGGCUCCUUGUCUCUUGUUUUCAUCAUUUUUUACUCCAUUAUUUUUGUCAUUGGAUUGGUUGGCAAUAUUAUAGCCUUGUUUGCUUUUUUCUACAUUAAUCACAAAAGAAAUUCUAUCCAGAUUUACCUGCUUAACGUAGCCAUUGCAGACCUUCUACUGAUCUUCUGCCUCCCCUUCCGUAUACUAUAUCAUAUUAACAAAAACACAUGGAUGUUGGGAUUGAUUUUCUGCAAGAUUGUAGGAACCCUAUUUUAUAUGAACAUGUACAUUAGCAUCAUACUGCUGGGAUUAAUUAGCGUGGAUCGUUAUGUAAAAAUUAACAAGUCUAUACGACGUCCAAAAAUGUUAACAGCUACACGAAGCAGAUAUAUCUGUUGCAUAUUGUGGACAAUUGCAAUAAUAGGAUUCAUAAUGACAGUUGCUCAGUCUGCUAAGAGGGAAGAAUACAAUUCGACUCUGUGCUUCCAUUACAGAGAUAAACAGAAUGCAAAAAUGGAGGCAAUUUUAAACUAUAUUCUUGCUGUAAUCUUUUGGAUAGUUUUCUUUCUACUAAUACUUUCAUAUAUUAAAAUUGCGGCGAACCUUCUGAAAAUUUCCAAGAAAAGAGCAGAUUUUCCCAAUGCUGGAAAGUACAGCACCACGGCAAGAAAUUCCUUCAUUGUACUUAUUAUUUUCACCCUGUGUUUUGUACCAUUUCACACAUUCCGAUUUGUCUACAUUACAUCACAAUUACAACACACAUCUUGUAACUGGAAGGAGAUAAUUCACAAAUGCAAUGAGAUAAUGCUUUUAUUUUCAGCUUUCAACAGCUGUUUAGAUCCAGUUAUGUAUUUCCUAAUGUCCAGCAGUGUUCGUAAGACUGUAUUCCGACUUAUUUGUAGAACACUUCAUGGGGACUCAAGUGUGAGUGAUAGUAUUUCAGAAAUGAAACCUGGGCAAUCUCGUCAUGAUACUGCAACUACCAUUACCCCCCAUUCAAGCUUUUUAAAGAAAAAUUCCCUCAUCUGA
Messenger RNA from Terrapene triunguis (Three-toed box turtle), 1137 nucleotides. It is a transcript of the gene GPR34, whose product is annotated as G protein-coupled receptor 34. The transcript has a single exon. Gene Ontology annotation, cellular component: membrane. Gene Ontology annotation, molecular function: G protein-coupled purinergic nucleotide receptor activity. The record is from RefSeq and is a predicted model, not a curated record. Gene Ontology annotation, biological process: G protein-coupled receptor signaling pathway. NCBI's taxonomy places the organism in Eukaryota, Metazoa, Chordata, Testudines, Emydidae. Bases 1 to 1137 code for a protein of 378 amino acids.